AUGCAAACUCCACUCAGAAAGGCCCUGUGUCCGUGUCUGUCCUCAUGUCUGUCCUCAUGUCUGUCCUCAUGUCUGUCCUCCUGUCUGUCCUCCUGUCUGUCCUCCUGUCUGUCCUCCUGUCUGUCCUCCUGUCUGUCCUCCUGUCUGUCCUCGUGUCUGUCCUCAUGUCUGUCCUCGUGUCUGUCCUCAUGUCUGUCCUCAUGUCUGUCCUCCUGUCUGUCCUCCUGUCUGUCCUCCUGUCUGUCCUCGUGUCUGUCCUCGUGUCUGUCCUCAUGUCUGUCCUCGUGUCUGUCCUCCUGUCUGUCCUCCUGUCUGUCCUCGUGUCUGUCCUCCUGUCUGUCCUCGUGUCUGUCCUCCUGUCUGUCCUCAUGUCUGUCCUCGUGUCUUUCCUCCUGUCUGUCCUCGUGUCUGUCCUCCUGUCUGUCCUCCUGUCUGUCCUCAUGUCUGUCCUCGUGUCUUUCCUCCUGUCUGUCCUCGUGUCUGUCCUCCUGUCUGUCCUCAUGUCUGUCCUCGUGUCUGUCCUCGUGUCUGUCCUCGUGUCUGUCCUCGUGUCUGUCCUCAUGUCUGUCCUCAUGUCUGUCCUCGUGUCUGUCCUCGUGUCUGUCCUCAUGUCUGUCCUCAUGUCUGUCCUCGUGUCUGUCCUCAUGUCUGUCCUCGUGUCUGUCCUCCUGUCUGUCCUCCUGUCUGUCCUCCUGUCUGUCCUCGUGUCUGUCCUCGUGUCUGUCCUCGUGUCUGUCCUCGUGUCUGUCCUCGUGUCUGUCCUCCUAUCUGUCCUCGUGUCUGUCCUCGUGUCUGUCCUUCGUGUCUGUCCUCCUGUCUGUCCUCAUGUCUGUCCUCGUGUCUUUCCUCCUGUCUGUCCUCGUGUCUGUCCUCCUGUCUGUCCUCCUGUCUGUCCUCAUGUCUGUCCUCGUGUCUUUCCUCCUGUCUGUCCUCGUGUCUGUCCUCCUGUCUGUCCUCAUGUCUGUCCUCGUGUCUGUCCUCAUGUCUGUCCUCGUGUCUGUCCUCGUGUCUGUCCUCCUGUCUGUCCUCGUGUCUGUCCUCGUGUCUGUCCUCAUGUCUGUCCUCGUGUCUGUCCUCGUGUCUGUCCUCAUGUCUGUCCUCAUGUCUGUCCUCGUGUCUGUCCUCAUGUCUGUCCUCGUGUCUGUCCUCAUGUCUGUCCUCCUGUCUGUCCUCGUGUCUGUCCUCGUGUCUGUCCUCAUGUCUGUCCUCAUGUCUGUCGUCAUGUCUGUCCUCCUGUCUGUCCUCAUGUCUGUCCUCCUGUCUGUCCUCCUGUCUGUCCUCGUGUCUGUCCUCAUGUCUGUCCUCGUGUCUGUCCUCGUGUCUGUCCUCGUGUCUGUCCUCAUGUCUGUCCUCAUGUCUGUUCUCGUGUCUGUGGGGACAGUUGUAACGAGGCACGGUUCACUGGACGCUCUCAAAGCCACAGUCGUCCUUUGUCCUUCGCUCUGA
Molecule: messenger RNA, 1446 nt
Organism: Knipowitschia caucasica
Lineage: Eukaryota; Metazoa; Chordata; Actinopteri; Gobiiformes; Gobiidae
Source: the annotation of a GenBank genome assembly